AUGGCACCGCCAACGAUUGAGGUCAAGGAUCUCACCUACCAGUUUCAGGAUGGAUCUGCCGGUCUCAAGAAUGUAACUCUCAGUCUUCCUCCUGGCAGUCGGACAUUGCUUGUUGGCGCGAACGGCGCGGGGAAGACGACAUUGCUUCGUCUUCUAUCGGGGAAACGUCUGGCGCCAACGAACACGAUUUCGGUCGCAGGAGUUGAUCCCUUCAAAGAGAAUCUCGAAGGAGUCACCUACCUCGGCGUGGAGUGGGUGCUCAACAGCAUCGUCCGGACGGACAUCGACGUCCCGACGCUGCUCUCCUCCGUCGGAGGGGACGCCUUCCCCGAGCGGCGAGAUGAGCUCGUCGAGAUUCUUGACAUCGACCUUGGGUGGCGGAUGCAUGCCGUGUCGGACGGCGAGCGAAGGCGCGUCCAGCUAGCCAUGGGCCUGCUCCGGCCCUGGGAUGUGCUCCUCCUCGACGAGAUCACCGUGGACCUUGACCUGUUGUCGCGGAGCAACUUCCUGGCCUUCCUCAAGCGCGAGACAGAGACACGAUCCUGCACGAUUGUCUACGCAACCCACAUUCUGGACAAUCUGGCGCAGUGGCCGACGCAUCUGGUGCAUCUGCAUCUGGGCCGGGUGAAACAGUGGGGACCAAUGGAGAAAUUCAACGAGCUAGUCCCUCAACGAUCCCCUGAAAAUAGCCUGCUGGGUGACCUCGUCCUGCAGUGGCUCAAGGAAGACCUGAAAGAACGCGGACCGAGGAACAGACGACCAGGGCAGGAGAAGACGUACGAAUCCCACGAGGGGAAAGGGGGCUAUGGGCUAGAGAAAAUGUCCUGA
Messenger RNA from Rasamsonia emersonii CBS 393.64, 828 nucleotides. Its product is annotated as ABC transporter. The transcript is spliced from 2 exons. The record is from RefSeq and is a predicted model, not a curated record. Gene Ontology annotation, molecular function: ATP binding; ATP hydrolysis activity. The coding region runs from base 1 to 828 and encodes 275 amino acids. NCBI's taxonomy places the organism in Eukaryota, Fungi, Ascomycota, Eurotiomycetes, Eurotiales, Trichocomaceae.